Micropterus dolomieu (smallmouth bass) is the source of this 8852-nucleotide messenger RNA. RefSeq names its product prostate transmembrane protein, androgen induced 1 (gene pmepa1). Gene Ontology annotation, molecular function: R-SMAD binding. The transcript has 5 exons. The record is from RefSeq and is a predicted model, not a curated record. Bases 87 to 1070 code for a protein of 327 amino acids. Gene Ontology annotation, cellular component: early endosome membrane; Golgi membrane. Gene Ontology annotation, biological process: negative regulation of transforming growth factor beta receptor signaling pathway. Lineage: Eukaryota; Metazoa; Chordata; Actinopteri; Centrarchiformes; Centrarchidae.
UGGUCUCCUCUCCUUCUUCCGAUCGCUCCAGCCCUUCCCCGCUUUCCUCGUCAGGAGUACUUAUGUCUGGUUUCAGGAGGCUUUAAAUGUUGAACUUGAUGGGUGUUUUAAACGCCACAGCCACCAAUGUCUCCUGUACUUGUAACUGCAAGCGCUACACCUCCCUCCAGAGCAUGGAAAUCACCCAGCUGGAGUUCAUCCAGAUCCUGGUGAUCGUUGUAGUGAUGAUGGUGAUGGUGGUGGUCAUUACCUGCCUGCUGAACCACUACCGCCUAUCAGCACGCUCCCUCCUCUCCAGACAUGCCCCCACACGCCGGAGACACCUUCCAUUGGCCAACGAGGGCGGUCUGUGGUCUUCUGAGGGCACCGGGACAAACAGUGGUUUGAAUGAGCACCAGGUGUAUAACCCACGUCCUCCAGACAGAGGGGUCCCCUCGUCCUACCUACAGCGGGAGCCUCAGCACGCCCAGUCCCAGUCCCAGCCCCCUCUCCAGUCCCAGCGCUUCCAGCACACAUAUGCCCCGAGUCGCUUCCAGCCGACAUAUCCCUAUCUGCCCCAGAGCCUCAUCGAUCUUCCCCCCACUAUCUGUCUCUCAGACGGGGAGGAGCCACCGCCAUACCAGGGCCCCUGCACCCUGCAGCUUCGAGACCCGGAGCAACAGAUGGAGCUGAACCGCGAGUCGGUCAGAGCACCGCCCAACCGAACAGUGUUUGACUCCCACCCCCUCGACCCGUCCAGCUCCUGUUUGCAGGCUAGUCUGCAGGCCCCUCCUCCGAGUGUCCAUCCAGGCCUCAGUGUGCUAGAAGCCCAGGAGUCCUUGUCCCGGCAGCAGAAGCAGGGCUCUCGAGUAGAAGGAGCUCCACCAGCAUACAGUGAGGUGAUUGGGCACUACUACCACCCGACAUCCUUGACCCCCGGCCACAACCAUCGGACUGUAUCGUCCUCACAAACACCCCCGUCCUCGUUUAUACACGGUCUGCUCCGACCUCCAUCUCAGCAGCAAGGAAGUGUGGACAACAGGAAUGCGAGGAAUUCGAAGGAGAAAUCCCAGAAGCCCCAACAGGUGUGACAGUACUGAUUCAUUAUUAUUAGCCUGCAGGAAAACCAGGAUUAUAUCUGCUCGCCACUUGGGAAAUGGUCAGUAAAAAUGAUGAACAAACUGGUCAAUGGUAAAAUCCACUCUGAAUGGUUUAAGUGCUGGUUCAUGUUGGUUGUAAUUGUUGCUGGCAUGUGGUCAGUUUCAGUUUCCCCACUUCAUGGAUUGCGCCGGGACUGGGAAGCAGCAUACGCUGGCUUCUCGUUAGGUAAGAACACCUGCACAUUUGCAGGAGAAAAUCUGGUACUUCCUGCUCCACAGCUUCUUCCUGUUUGAGGAGCACUUCAGAUGAACCGAUGAUGAUGUCAGAGAAGAAGGGCUGAAGGUGGAAAGGGAAGGAUGGAGACAGAAGCCUCCUUCUUUCCUCCAAAUCACCCCUCCUCUAGACUGAUCUAACUAGUCUCCAUUCAUUAUAUAUAUUUAUAUGUUCUGUUUGUUUCUAUAGAACUUUUUAUGUCUUUGUUUGUCUUUUUCGCACUUGCAGAAGAAAUUCUAUCCAGGCAAAUGUCGAAAUGUUGCAAUCUUCUUGGUUCUUCCAGGUUUUGUUUUCUAGUGAUACUCCCCCUCGCUGCUUCGACUCCAUUUAGUUCUGUUUCACGUUCAAGACUGCACAAUCCAGCGUUGGUAGUGACUCCUGCACGAGGCUUUAGCUGUUUCACUGGGACCUGUUAGCACAUUAGGAUAUAUCCAGAAAGAUCCAAGUAUAGUUAGUGUUAUCUAGCUUACCACUUGUAGCACAGUGCUAGUCCUCGAGCUAAACGUUCUGCCUUAUAUCGACCAACCGGUGCAGGAGUUGUUGCUAAAAUCCUUUUUUCAGUCUAGUUUAGUUUUAGCCUUUUUAACUUUAUUUUUUCUAAGGAAGGUUUGCACAAAGUUUAUGACUGUUCACCACAGAAAAAGAAAAAAAAUCUGCAAUAUGAUUGACAAGAGAGAAAACAGAAAGUAGGGGUAUUUUUCUAAACUUGAUAGAUUUGUUUGAGUAAAAAUGUUUUUUUUUUCUGUUUUUAUAUGUUGUCUAGUUUUAGAAAAAGAAACAAACAUCAGUAAUCUGUUGGGGUGCCAACUUUCACAUUGAACAUUUUGCUACAUACAUGUUGGCAUGUAUAUACAUUACAUAUUGAGUAUAUAUACACACAUGUAUGCAAACCGAGAGCGAACUUAAAAAGCACGAAUUUAGAGUUAUUUAUAUAAUUGCUGAAAAGAAUUGCACUAUGUUUUAGGAUGCGCAGAUGGAACAUGUGAGAGAGACUUUUUGUUGUGAAGGAGCUCUGUCUAUUGAGGCAUAGGUAUAACGAGAGAGACCUGAAACCACAGGGACUUACCAGAGGGUCGGGCCAGCUCAGUGCACAGCAUCCAGUAUCCCGAUAACACAUCAAGGGGAGAUUCUGACUUUUGUUCAAUGGACUCGGAUCAACCAUUAUUGUACCAUUGAUAAAAAAUUAUAAAUCCCUUGUUUAUGCAAAUGUCUGAGUCCUGUAAGCCAACCACAAGUCAGCAUUCAACCUGUGGGCCCAAUCAGAAACUCUGCUUGUAGCGCUCUCUCACUCUCUCAUCCUAUUGGCCGAAUCAUUAGCCAAUCCCAAAGCUGGCAGUCCUUACCUCGACCAAACAAGCCAAGCACAUACGAGUUUGCUCACGUUAAUCAGACUUUGUCGCAUUGAACAAAUGUCUGAACUAAUCAAGACAAUGUGUAAUGUAACAGUAGAGUAGAGUGAAGUAGAGUAGGAUGUAACAGAGUUUGUUUCCUGCUGUGUGUUAUUUUAUUUGAAUGUCAGAGAGAGAGAGAGAGAAUCAAUGCAGAUCCAGUGACACCUAACAUCCUCUUUGUAGAGCGCUACUCGGCAGGAAACCAGGUCGCCCUACAGGCCCUGAAUAAGGGAUACACUGACUGUGCACUGCUUUGGCCUCACACGCCAACACAUGCAGAUGGUAGAGCAACAUUUGUGGUCACACACAGCAAAUUUCUUUUAAAAUUGCGUUUCUUCUCACUUCACACACACACACACACACACACACACACACACACACACACACACACACACACACACACACACACACACACACACACACAGCCCCCCUCUAGCAAUCAUCCCUCUCUCUGCAGGCAUCUCUGAGCACUUUACUGCACCAGGAAAGAGACAACAAUCGUCUGUCAGCCAGCGCCGGCCUUGGCUCACCGCCACACGAAAAAAAACUUAAAAACUACGGUAGAAUCCAUUUAUAUUCUAGAUUAGAUUCCCCAACCUUUAGGGCCACACUUUUAAAAGAUGCAAAGAGAUGUGCUCCAAAACUUUAAAUAUUCUUCAAGUGGAAAACAAAUCAAAACCGCGCUACGUGGACUCAUUGAUUUAUCGUUCUGAAUUCUAUAUGAUCUGUAAAUGUUAUGACUAGGGCUGGGUAUCGUUUUAAAUUUAGAUUUUCAGUAUCAGUACCAAAAUUUGAGAAAUAUACAUGUAUUUUUAUACAAAACCCUUCUUUUAGUUUAUGAAAUGUUCAAUAGUUUUUACACAAGCAGCAGUUUAAGAAUUUUGGCUAAAUAAAAAACAAUCUAAAAUUGGCAAAACUUACCAAAAAACACACCAAAAAACUAUAGAGGUUCAAUACCUAGCCAAAGUAAUGAAUGACUCACUGGAAGAUCAAAUGAGCUUUUUUUAAAGCAUGGUGGAUAUUUCUGUUUUGGAGCAGAACUCUUUGUGCGAUGAAUGCAGCACAAGAUGGGUUGUUGCAAACUAGACACGUUGAAGUGUUGAAAAGUGACACGAGUGUUAAUAGCAACUCGUCUUUUGUCAUCUUUUAAUGAGUGUAGAAAUAAAGGAAAAACUAGUGUCCUCAAGUAGAAUAUUAGAAUAUGUAGAUGUUUGUAUUUUUGUCUUUUAAGUUGCUGCUUGUAUGAAAAGUGUUCAGUGUGAACUCCACUCUUUUGUUAUGAAUUGAUAUUGAGGGUAUCACAGGUUGGCCCAAAUGAAGCUAGUGCCCUUAAGGGUCCAGUCUUUAUGCAACAGCGCCCUCCACAGGGACUGAACCAAAUUUCCUGAAGCUGAGUCAGCUGAGGAGAGGAGAGAGUCAAAUGGCCAAAAAAAAUCAUUUUAUAAUCCUCAUAUUCUGUCUUUUCUUUCCCUCUCAAAUGAAUCGCAGGUGUUUCGGAGCUAAUCAUCUGUUUUCUGAAAGAUAAAUCCCUGGUGAUCUUGGAAAAGACCAGAAGGUCCUUUAAGAACAUGUGCCAGUAUUUUGAAGUUAUUUCCAGAAUCCUUAAAAAGUCAUCUAACCAUCUGGAUAAAAAAAUGUUUAGUCCGCUGUACAAUAAAUUAUUUUUAACUUGUUUUCCAUGUUGCGACUCUGUUUCCUAAUCCAAACAAAGAUGGUAACCAGAAGUGACAGUUAAAAAUCUUUUCUAUUAUGCAGCAGACAAAAUCAUUUUUAUGAGGAGUCUUUGAGGAUUCUGGAAAUACGGUAUCUUCAAAACAGAGUGGCAAGUGGCAACGACCAUCUGGGAUUUUUAAAGGAAAACAGAUGCUUAGACUGAGUGUAUUCUAAACAGCAAUGAACCUCUACAUUUUUGGGGGGGGGUAUUUAGAAAAACAGGCUCUUCCUCAGAUGAACAGUGGAAAUUUUCUGUUUCUCUGCGAUACAAAAAAGACAAAAAGGUGAAAAAUAAUCAAAAUAAUUUAUUUGCGGUUCACCUUCCCUUUGUCUUGUUUACUGUCUCUCUUUCUUCUUUGUUCAUGAGCUGCACUGUCAUUUUAAUUAAAUACAUAUUAAGGAAAAACAACAUAUAAAGAAAUUAACACUUGACCCAAAGCAGCUAAAGAAGUGAUGAGUGGAUCAAUCAAAGUAUGAAUCACCUUUGACCUCAGAAUGAGAUUAUAAGCCCUAUAAGUCCUAUUGACCUUCCCUUCGCUUCCCUUUCCUGGACUGUUUCCUUUUUUAAAUGGUUUGGUUCCCUGCAAUGGAGGGUUUGCAGCGGGUAUGAAAAGGCUGGACAGGCUUUGAUCAGGGCGUCACAGUAAAAAAUGAGAUCAAUGUAGGAUCAAUCUUUACUUCAGGGAAACCUGCGCUGGCUGACAAUACAAAAAAAGACAGGAGGAGAGGAGGAAAAACUCCUUCUGAGGCUCAAAUCACACAUUUCCUCACACAGGUGAAAUCUUUUUACUAGCGCUGCUGAUAACCACAUUACCUACACAUUCACACUGGUAUGUUUACAUGCAGAGAGGUGAACACAGUUGUAGUUAUUCACCAGCUUUCAUUGACCUUCUGCUUUUCUGCAACCCUUCAGUUUUCUAUUAAUUUUUGUAGUGGCUCCAGAAAGCUAUGACAGACAAUUUAAACCAAUGUCAACCAGCUACCUAAUUAGUGUUUUCUUUCAAAAUUCAAAUCCUGGGAACCACUGUUCACAGGAUAGUCUUUCUUGAUACAUAAUCACAUGCCCCUAUGUUGAAGUUAAUAUAUUCACAAAUGAAAGCAAUCAGGUCUGUCUGCUAAAAUGUAUCCAAGCCAGUAAUAGUUUCUGUUUGAAGUGGUCACACAUAUCUCUCUGCUUUAAGCCAGUGUGAAGGCAGUGUUACAGCAGAGUGUUUUUGUAAAGUCAGCGGACAGUGUCUUUUCCCAGAGUUUGUGUGUGUGUGUGAGAGAGAGAGAGAGAGAGAGAGAGAGAGAGAGAGAGAGAGAGAGAAAGAGCUGUUAAUGUACUCUGACUUGCCCUGGGAAAGACCUCCAGCUGUCUAGACAAAAACUAAACACACACACACACACACAGAGCAGACUAAACAAACUAAAUUAAGAACUAGACCUUCCACACACACAGGUGCACUUUCAUUCCUCGACAUACAAUUUUUUUCUUAUUGUGGACCACACAAGAUAGCAAAAAUAACAAUCACACACACACACACACACACACACCUGGAUCGCCUCAAGAGUUUCCUCCCCCUUCCUUCUUCUUCCUGUCUGACCGAGUUCUUCCUGUUCCCUAGAGAUGCCUGCUGUCCAAUGACAGAGCUCCUCUCAGACUGGCCCUAGCUGGCAUUGGCUGGCUGUCUUUCGCUCUCCUUUUGAAACGUUCGUUGUUUAUUGUGGUUGCUAUGUCGUACAAGUGUGCCUGCCUAUGCUGAGAAGGGCAAAAUGUGAGCGGCUAGUUUGGGCUGUCAAUCAUCCCAGGCCACGCCUUCUUACUGUCUCAGAUGAUGAUGAUGAUUGGAUGAUGAUUGAGGAUGAUGAAGAUAGAUGUUUUUGAUAGUGAUGCCGCAGAGAGCGUUGCAAUACACCUACUAUUUGCCUUUUUGAUAAUAUUAGUCAUAUUUUAGCGUAGUGUGCUAAAUGUACGUUGUUUUUUUAUUGUUGUUGUUGUUAUUAUUGUUGUUUAUUCACUUGAGAACAAAAAAGGUCAUUUUACUUCAAUCCAUCCAACUUUGUUCUUUUUUUCAUUUGUAAAACCAACUUUGAGAGUGUAAAACUACCUAACACACAAAAUCUGCAGAUCUCUGGGAGGACGUGUAAAUACAAGAAAAUGUACUUAAGCUUUUAAGUGCCCUUUCCAGUUUAAAGAGCAAACGGUGCGAUUUGUCACGGGGUGAAAAAGAUGAAUUCCCCACAUUUUUACAUUCUUCAUUUGAGAACAGUUUAUUUUUAAGAUAGUCUUGUGCACCUCAUUCAGGUCUGAGGUCGUUUUUAAGCACAUUUUGCUCACGCACUUACACGUUCAAGUAUACUUCUUUGUGCAUGUAAACAUCAAGUCCUGGUAAACCAAUUUGCCCACUACAUUCUUAAACAUGACCUCUGCUCGCCCGGCCCAGCGUCUACAUGUGUGCCUUCUGGCGUCCGGGUUCAACAGAGACUUCUGUCUGCCUGUAAGACACGUUAUAGUGCAAUGAACCCCUCAGCUACAUCAAUGCUGUUGCCUUGUGAUACUUAUCAGACAGCAUUGCAGUAUCUAUAAAAUAUUCGGCCAUGAUGUUUGGAUGCACAUACACUGCAGGAAAAGGAAAAAAAUAGAUUAAAUGUGAGGAAUGACAAAAACAGUUCACAGAAAUUGAAAGUUUAUUUUUUAAUGAAUGAACUUUUAGUCUCAAUCUUUAAGUCAACAAGGAUGAUAAGUCCUUAAUGCACCCAGAAGAAAAUGUAAAUAUGAACAUCCACUACAAACGCCAUCCUCUGAAGAAGAUUGUGUGAUACAAUUUAAAGCUCCAGGGCACCUACUGAGUGGUCCCUCAAAAAUAUUUAAUAUGAUGCUACGUCUCAUCAUUUUAGGUAUUUUUACUUGAAUCAGUCUUACUUUUCAUCAUUUUUUCCCCCUUUUCCUAGCAAAUAUGUGCUUCCAUAAUAAUGGGUAUAUAGAUGGUGAAUGUUACAACAUAUAAAUUUUGCUCACUAGUUAGCCUACUCAUGCUGCAUUCCCGAGAUGUCGGAAAAUCUGAAAUUUUGUUAACAUCUAGAAUAUCCGCUGAAGUUGUAUUUUUAGCAUAGCAUGAACUUCAUAUCAUACAAUCUUACUUUUUAAACUUAAGUUUAAUGUGACAAGAAACUUUGACCUAAUAAUUUAAUGGAAUGCAACAGUGGAGCCAACAUGGCUGCCAGGGAAAUGAACAAACAUGGUUUUUCAGCUUGGUCUUCUCAAAUUCUCUGGCCUCCAGUACUCACACUACAGCCCAGUUUUCUGUCCACAGCAUCAUUAAAGACUGAAGAUUAAAGAUUUCCAAAGAAAGAAUCAUCCUAAACGAGACUCUUGUCACUGAAAAACAAGACAAGUGUUACACCUGACUUGAACUUUUUCAUUUUUGUAUUAUCUUUGGGCAAACACUUUGCUUUACAAAUUCCUUUUCGCAGAUCCUGUAACACUGUCCUUCACCUGUAGACAAGUAUUUUUGGUACACAAUAACAUUAACGAGUACUUGUUUGAAAGAAGAUCUUGAAGAAGAAUAACUCAUUAAGAACUUAUACCAUUAAUACUUGUAGCAGACUGGAGGAAGGCAAAACGUAAAACAAACUGUUUUCCCCUUUUGUGUUUUUGCUCAUUCUGCAUCGUUGUGUUCUUUACUGCUCACCCUGCUCUUUGAAUCAGCGCAGCAUGGCGCCUUUCCUCUGACAAUGAUGAAGAAAAUAUAAGUAAACACUCUUUUGGUUGCAGUGUGCAUAUUCAACAAAUCAUUCAUAUCUUACAGGUCAGCGUUCUGAUGCUCGUCCACCGCGGUGACUAUUGUAGAACUCUUCCACUUGUUGUUAAGUUUUAUCCUGCAAGCAUGUUAAAUGUGGGACUUGUACAAUAGAUCAGUUUAUUCUGGUCAGGAUUCCUACAUGCAGCUGGUCUACACUUUUGAGAAAACUAUGAUAAAAGGCUGUGGUUGUGUACAGAAAAAUAUAACACACAAACAAUGAUCAGGUUUUGGAAGAUCUGUGAAAUCUUUACAUUCAGUCAAGACCAGAUGUCAGAUAAAAUAUGUAGGAACCCUGGUCUGUUUAUGUAGAAAAACGUUGAGUUCCCAUUUAAAAUCCAGUCUGUUAUCUGUCACAGCAUGGCUCACAUACUUAUAUAGAGGCCUACUUAUUCUCAAUGAUAAUAAUUGCUUAUUUGUGUAUUAAAACUGUUUAUUUAAAUUUAUAUUGGAUGGUCUACGUGUUGCAAGGUUUGUUAUGUUGUUUUUUUCUUCUCUGUUUGUUACAAACAGAAGACAAUGGUUCGUUGUUGUCACAGAACAUGGUAUGAAUCGGACACAUUUCAGUUAGCCUACUACGAUUUAAAAAAUGAAUAAAAAAGUUUUAUAAAUA